Cercopithifilaria johnstoni is the source of this 603-nucleotide messenger RNA. NCBI's taxonomy places the organism in Eukaryota, Metazoa, Nematoda, Chromadorea, Rhabditida, Onchocercidae. The record is from the annotation of a GenBank genome assembly.
AUGUUCAAACAAGAUGAUAAUACUUGGGAGAAAAGCCGUAAUAAUUUGGAUGAUGUCAUUGGUUUACUCCGAAUUCGUUUGAUGGAAGCUGUUCACAAUGAGGUGAAUUCAUGCGGUGAAACGGUUGCAAGAAUUCUAGAUGGCGCAAUGCUUCAGGUCGUCGUAGUAUAUGCACGUCUGCGCAUCUUUCUGACAGCUUUGGAGCUGGCGGAGAAAGACUUGGUAUUUGGUAAAAGCGAAGGAUCCUUAGCCACUGCGUCAUACGAGGGUGAUAUGAUGGAAGACGAAUCAGAAGAUUUGUCGGAUCAGUUGGGUGACUGUGACCAUGAAAUGGAUAUUGCAACAGCAGCGGCCACCAAGCAGUGUGAAGAGGUCAUGGCAGAAAAAGAUUGGGAAAACUGGAGUGAAGACUCUCGAGUUCCAAAAGAGCUAGAAUUGAGCAAUGCAGAAUUGGAACACUUGAACAGACCGGAAGGUAUGGAAUCGAUCAUUCAGAAAAUACUCACAGAAGCAGCCAAGGUGGUUAUCAACAUGCUUGAGAAUGCAGGAACCGAUGAAUGUAUAGCUUGUGACGAUUACGUUUCUCAGCAUGAUCACUUGUGA